Molecule: messenger RNA, 1201 nt
Organism: Quercus robur (English oak)
Lineage: Eukaryota; Viridiplantae; Streptophyta; Magnoliopsida; Fagales; Fagaceae
Product: protein Iojap, chloroplastic
Exons: 5
Coding region: 103-822 (239 amino acids)
Biological process (GO): negative regulation of translation; negative regulation of ribosome biogenesis
Molecular function (GO): ribosomal large subunit binding
Source: RefSeq, a predicted model, not a curated record
CCGCUAUGGUGUAUCACUUUCAAGUUUCUGAGCUCAAACUCUCCUCUCAUCUCAUCUUCAUAGCUAUACACACAGCGUAAUAACUGUCCCUCGUUCUCAACAAUGGCAGUGUCCACUGUGCUAUCUAUUACCGGCACCGGAGCCGGAAACCCGUUUACCGGCAAGUUCCGGCCACUGGGUCUCUUUGAAUCGAAGUUCUACGAAAGACCCAGAAAGCCUUAUGGUUCCUCAUGCAUGAAUGGGCAUCAUUUUCCACACCACAAGUGCAUUUGGAGAAUACCCAGUAACAGAAACCUCAAUUUCAAGUCAAAGGACUCGUCUUUAGUUCUGGCUAUUGGCAAAGAGAACGUAAGCGAAGAUACAGAUGAUAUGUAUGAUGAAUUGUUUAAUAAAUAUGGAAAGGUGGUAUUCAGAAGAAAGGACCAAAAGCCUCAGAGUGCAGAGGUUGAUGAUGAUGCUGAAAGCUUAUCAUUUGCUGUGGAAUUGGCGAACGUUGCAAGUCAGGUGAAGGCAGCUGAUAUAAAAGUGCUAUUUGUGAAGCCUCUUGUGUAUUGGACUCGAUUUUUUAUCAUUACCACUGCAUUCUCUCGCCCUCAGAUUGAUGCUAUUGGGUCAAAGAUAAGAGAUCUAGCUGAGAAGAAGUAUGGGAGAGUUCCAUCUGGGGACACAAAACCCAACUCUUGGACGUUGUUGGACUUUGGUGAUGUAGUUGUCCAUAUAUUUCUUCCUCAACAGAGAGCUUUCUACAACUUGGAAGAAUUUUAUGCUAAUGCAACACCCAUUGAGCUGCCUUUUGAAAACCAACCACCAUUUCGCGGAUGAAAAGUUUCUUGAUUUGUUCAGUCGAAGACUUAUGCCAAUGGCUACAGUUGUUGACAAGCUUAUCAAGGAGCAAUUUCCUUGCUGCAAUUCAGUUUGCUUGAUAUAUACAUUCACCACAAAGCUUAUGACAACACUGAACAUUGUUGACUGUGAAUUACCGUGCUCAGGUUGCUAGCAUGAUGGUCAAUAAUUAAUCAGUAAUAGCAGGAUUGGUUUCAGCUUUGUUGUAAAUUUAUCUUCCUGGCUACAGCCCUUGUAAUGAUUCCCUCUUGGUAUUCUUAAGAGUAAAAGUUAGCAUUGUUUGUAGAAAUGCCACUCAUUUGAAUGAUUGUUAUGUAUUUUGCCUCUUUAUUUGGAAUUUCUUGUGAAUUUUGUUCUA